CGAAGGUAUCCCCAGCGCCGGAGCAUUCGCAGCCGCCGCCAUCCCACUCUCCUUCUUCUGGCUGCGUGCAUCCAAGCCGCAGCGCAUCCAGCCUCGAGCCCAGCAUCCACUUAUCUCUCCGGAGCCUCCCCAGUCUGGGAAAAAGUCUCACUCCUCCAGCGUUGCAGGCUUCCCUUGCAACGCGUAGAGCCUGGAGCCUGGGAAGGAGGCCUCGGGAAGCAUCCAGGCCCUGCGCCCCGACAAGCCCAAGCCAAACGGUGUCCGAGCGAGCCGGGGAUCGCCUCCCUGCAUUCGGAGAGGGAGCGCAGCUGACAGCAGAGGCGCAGGCUAUGUCGGAGCCUGGGAAGGGGCCGGACGAGCCCGACGAGGGCCAGUACGACUCGGGCAUCGAGUCGUGGCGCUCGCUGCGCUCCCUGCCCGAGCCGCCCCUAACCUCGGGGCCCUCAGACGGCUGCCCCCAGCCUCGGACGAGGAUCCGUCCCCCCUCAGGGACCAAGGGGGACCUGAAGGAGGAAGAUGGGGAGCGGAUGGACUCCGCCUACGGCUCGUCUUCGCUUACCGAGCCUCUGCCCCCGCUGGGGGGCCCCGAGGCCGUGGAGGGCGGGGAACCCCGCGAGCCGGAGGUCCGGGUGGGAACGCUUAGCCCGCAGCAGCUGGAGGCGCUCACCUACAUCUCUGAGGAUGGAGACACGCUGUUACACCUGGCAGUGAUCCACGAGGCUCCUACCGUGCUGCUCUGCUGCUUAGCUCUGCUGCCCCAGGAAGUCCUGGACAUACAAAAUGACCUUUUUCAGACAGCCUUGCACUUGGCGGUAUACCUGGACCAGCCCGACACAGUCCGGGCCCUAGUGCAGAAAGGAGCAAGCCAGACACUGCAGGACAGGCAUGGGGACACAGCUCUGCACCUGGCCUGUCAACACCAGCACCUGGACUGCGCUCGCUACCUCUUAGAGGCCACACCUGAUCGAGGUCGGGGCCAACACCAUCAUCCGGAGCUUCAGCUGCAAAACUGGCAAGGCUUGGCCUGCCUACACCUUGCUACUUUGCAGAGAAAUCGGCCGAUAAUGGAAUUGCUUCUCCAGAACGGGGCUGACAUUGACAUCCAGGAGGGCACCAGUGGGAAGACCGCCCUUCAUCUGGCUGUAGAGACACAAGAUAGGGCUUUAGUGCGGUUCCUGCUUCGGGCAGGGGCUCGGGUGGAUGCCAGAAUGCACAAUGGCUGUACCCCUCUCCACCUGGCCGCUGGGCGACACCUGUCCGGCAUCGCUGCCACUCUGUGCCAGGCGGGUGCUGACUCCUUGCUCCGGAAUGUCGAAGAUGAAACACCACAGGACCUAGCUGAAGAUCCUCUCACUCUCCUGCCCUUUGAUGACCUGAAGAUUUCUGGGAAGCCACUGCUAUGUACUGACUGAAGUCAGGCCUGGGUCCUUAUGGCCUCCUUCCUCACCCCAACCUCCUCAGCUGGGCACUCCAGCUCACAAGGGUGAUCAGCAGCUGCUCUGGGCCUUUCACUGUCUUCAGUGUCCUACCACAGAAGGGGUUGGCGUGGGUGCAAAAGCCACUGAGAGAUGGGAUUGACCGGCCACAGGCUGAGCAGAAUCUCUAUGAGCUGAGAGGACUCAGGAUUCCAAGGAACAGACAAAGAAAUUACAUCACAGAGGCAAUUUUUUUGAAAGGAAGUCAACUUUCUUAGACUCGUCAUGGAAGGAAGGAGUAGUGAGAUGCUUGCAGCAGCAGGGGUCCUCUCUCCACUUUACAAAUACGGAACCAGAGACACAACCCAUUGUGGUUUAUCAGGGGCUGUAGCCCUGUUGCUGGGAACACUUCCAGAGCAAGCCUGAAGCAGAUGGCUGAGGGAAGAGGAUGAAGCAUCACCAGGAGUUUGUCCUGUAGGAAAACCCCCUCUUGUUGCUGAGGAUUAGUAGGAAAUAGUUGUUUAAGGGACUUUUGUGAGAGAAACCCUGGACUAUGUUUUGAGGAAGGGGAAUGAUAUGACACUAAAAAAGCAAAGUGUUUUGACUGUU
Vombatus ursinus (common wombat) is the source of this 2024-nucleotide messenger RNA. RefSeq names its product NFKB inhibitor epsilon (gene NFKBIE). Bases 330 to 1412 code for a protein of 360 amino acids. Gene Ontology annotation, molecular function: protein binding. The transcript is spliced from 6 exons. Lineage: Eukaryota; Metazoa; Chordata; Mammalia; Diprotodontia; Vombatidae. The record is from RefSeq and is a predicted model, not a curated record. Gene Ontology annotation, cellular component: cytosol. Gene Ontology annotation, biological process: cellular response to lipopolysaccharide; signal transduction.